UACCGAUCGACCAAUCGACCGAUCGACCGAUCGCCACCCGUCCAACAAACAGGCGACCACCGACCAACCGACCAACCGACCAACCGACCCACCAAAGUCGCACACGAACCGACUCUCGAAUCGGAUCGGAACAUUGCCACAUUGGUUCGAUUGAUUGAUGACAAUCGGAAAGUGAGUUGUUCGUCCGUCCGUCCGUUCGUUCGUUCGUUCGUUCGUUCGUUCGUUCGUCCGUUAAUUAGUUUGUGCGUGUCGGUGACUAUGUGACACACGUCCGACACCCAACCAGGCCUGAUCUCAAUCCCGGCGACUCUUCCAACCCUCCUCCCAGUGCCACUUUCGGUUCCACCGCCAAAAUGCACAUAAACGUCGACUUUGUGUCUUGUCGGACCGUCCAGGCUUGGACGCUCUUCCUCCUUCUCCUGAGUGCAAACAUCGGCGUCGGCGUCGGCGGCGGCGACAAACAUCAACAAAACACCAACAACAACAACAACGACCAGAAAUCAUCAUCAUCGUCGUCGUCGACGUCGUCGUCGUCGUCGUCCAGUUCGAGCGGCGGCGGCGGCUGCGGCGGUUGUGCGAUGCACGAAGAGCUGAAGCAGCGGAACCUGGAGGUAAUCAAGAACGAGGUGUUGCGCAAGUUGGGCUUCUCGCAUCCGCCGAACGUGACGAGGAAGGAGUUCCCGGAAGUACCUGCUCACAUCUACGAAAUCUACGGGAUGCAGGCCGACGAACCGUACGGUCGACAGCCGCACACGCCCGGAUUUUCGGUGCACGAGGAGGACGACGAGUACCACAUCAAGACGCAGAAGGUCCUCGUCUUCGCCAAGCCAUUUCCCCGCCAGCGGCACCAUCAGCACCACGACGCCCUGCAGCUGCAGCUGACCGACUCCAUCCUGAAGUACUACGUGGCGAACGCGACGCUCUACUUCUACAUCCGCGGCGCCGACCACCACCCCCUCUCCGACGUGCACAUGGACGUGUACAAGAUCGUGCGACCCGCCACCGGCGCCACGGAGCCCGUCCUCAAGCCCAUCUGGUCCAAGAAGCAGCCGCAGCAGUACGGCCGCGGCGAAUGGAUCCAGCUGGACUUCAGCGAGACCAUCUCGGAGUGGUUCAAGCUGCGCUCGGACAACUACGGCUUCGUCAUCAACGCCACCGUCAACGGCAAGAAGGUGCUCAUCACCGACGUGGUCGGCAAAUCGCCGUACGUGGAGAUCUCGACGACGGAGUCGCGCCGGAGGACGCGGCGAAGCGUCGGCCUCAACUGCAACGAUUCGACGCAGGAGAAGCUGUGCUGCCGCUACCCGCUCGAGGUCGACUUCGUCAAGUUCGGCUGGGACUUUAUCAUCGCCCCCAAACGGUACGACGCCCACUUCUGCAGCGGCGAGUGUCCGCUGUUGGCGCUCCAGAAGUUCCCGCACUCGCACCUGAUGAACCUGGCGUCGCAGAACUCGGCCCAGCCGUGCUGCGGCCCGCGGAAGAUGUCCGCCAUCUCCAUGCUCUACUUCGACGAGAACUACAACGUGAUGUACGGCAGUCUGCCCGGCAUGGUCGUCGAGCGGUGCGGCUGCUCUUAGGAUCGUCAUCACACUAAUUUAAUUUAUUGUCGCCUCCGACGGGAAUAGUGAAAGAAAAAGACUGUUUUGCCCCUGAACUCCGCCACGUCCACGUGUAAAUAACCCCCGCCCUCGCCCCCACGUUUUUUAUUUUUCGUUUUUUUAUUAUUUUUAUUGUAAAAAGUAUGUGAUAUGUUUUUUUUUUUUUUUUUUGAUCUUAGCUAGUAAUUUUUGAUAUUUGUAUAUUUAUUGAGAUUUAGACGAAGAACGUAGAGUAUAAAGUAGUAGAAAGGCAGUAAGCAGAGUAAGCAGAGUAAGCAGAGUAAGCAGAGUAAGCAGAGUCGGCAGUAAAAGAGCUGAAGCACGGUGAACAAGAGGAGAAUACGUAGAUGAAUCAGUGAUACGUUGGUGAUGAUGCACGAUGCACGGAUGUUGUGGAACGAACAAACGAACAAACAAACAAACAAACAAACAAAAACAGAAAACAAAUGUUGUGAUAGGAAGCCUUAAAAAAAUCAUUCGACGAAAUUUGUGAUAACGGAAAGCAAACUGAAUCCAAGUAAAACUAUGUAUAGUAACCAACCGAAACAGUGACUCUUUUUAUUUUUUUUUUUUUUUGGAAACGUGUACAUAUUUUGCAAAGACUUGUAAUUGUAUAAAUUGUUAAUAUUAAUCGAUCUCUCUUUUCCUUUCUCUCCUCUCUCUCUCUCUCUCCCUCUCUCCUUUUUCCUCCCUUUCUCUUUGUUUGGUUCUAAAAGUAGGAAAUUGAAAUCAAGUAUUUUUCGGUCCUUGCAUUUUUCUUGUGUGACUUGCUUUUUUACCCAUAUGAUGUAUGAUGUAUGAUAAAAUUAGUUUUUAGUUAUUUUUUUUUUUUUUGCUAAAUAAACUCAACAAAAUACACGAAUAAAAAUGUACAAACAUUUGAAA
Molecule: messenger RNA, 2483 nt
Organism: Aethina tumida (small hive beetle)
Lineage: Eukaryota; Metazoa; Arthropoda; Insecta; Coleoptera; Nitidulidae
Gene: myo
Product: growth/differentiation factor 8
Exons: 3
Coding region: 354-1577 (407 amino acids)
Biological process (GO): SMAD protein signal transduction
Cellular component (GO): extracellular region
Molecular function (GO): growth factor activity; cytokine activity
Source: RefSeq, a predicted model, not a curated record